Molecule: messenger RNA, 1167 nt
Organism: Daphnia pulex (common water flea)
Lineage: Eukaryota; Metazoa; Arthropoda; Branchiopoda; Diplostraca; Daphniidae
Exons: 4
Coding region: 252-1103 (283 amino acids)
Biological process (GO): positive regulation of transcription by RNA polymerase II
Molecular function (GO): metal ion binding; transcription factor binding
Source: RefSeq, a predicted model, not a curated record
GGUUAAGUCUGUCUCCUUUGUUGUUCCGAUUUUUCUCCUGUCGAGUGUCGUGGCCUUUGGUAGUCUGGUUAAUCCUAGUUUAAGCACAUUUUACUUAUGUGUAAUUCGCAUUGAAAGGGGAAAAUCAUUCGUUAUUAGAAUUUUCGCUUAAAUUAGUAAAGACGAGAAUAUUCUGUAAUUUUCUUUCAAAAUUUCAUAAGUGGUCAUUACACACCUCACGUGUUAUUAAUAGCAAUCAUAAUUGUAAAAAAAUGAGCCCAACAACUAAAGUGAAAACUACGGUGAAACGAUCGACUAGAACUGCAAUAGACAGAGUGACAAGGUCUCAAUCUAGUCGGACAACACCUUCAAUAGCAAUGAUAAACAAUGUUAUUGCCGCAGCUUCUACAUCAUCAGGUGAAGCUCCAACAAGGAGAGUUGCACCUUCUAGAAGUUCAGCAACUACUGUCAGACGCGCCAGAACUGCGAGGCAAUCUAAUGUUGUUGUGCCUAUUGUUGUGCCUGAGGUUGAAAUUCAAAUUGCAAAUACUGGAGAGAAUGAGGGAGGAAAUCCAACUACUCCAAUUACACCAGAAAAUGAACAAAAUAAUGUUCAAGUUGUUGAUCUAAUAACUCCUGCAGUACAACCUCAAAUUCCAGUUGUUAGGGCUAGAAGGCCAUUAGAAGUUGAUUUAACAUGUGACUUGGAUGAUGAAGUUUUUGUUGUUUUGGAAGAUAUAGUGAACCCAUCACGAAGAACCAACUUAUCUGAUCUCCCAAUAAUGUUAGGUAGUAGCCCACCAAGAACCAGAGUAUUGGCACCAAGAAAUCUUCGUUCUACAUUUUCAAGUAGAUCUGUUUCAACAGAAAAUCCUGUCGUAUUCCAAGCUCCGCCGGCAUCUGCACCCCCUACAGUCCAAGAAGGAGGUUCUCAUGGAAUACACUGCCCCAUAUGUCUUGACUCGUUGUCUCAAGUCAAGGAAGCUAACCAGCAGAUGCAUUCGACGAUUUGUGGACAUCUGUUUUGCGGUCCCUGUAUCAAAAAGCUAAUUGGAACUACACAACAGUGCCCAAGCUGCCGUCAAAAAUUGGAUAUUCGCAAAAUUCACCCGAUUUUUAUUUGAAAUUCUAAUUUUUUUCGAAGUUUUCUUACAUUACUUUGUUGAUAAUACAGUAAAUUUUGUCUUA